UUCUAAAGUAAAAUAUUCGUAUUUUUAAUUUUAUUAUACGAGUUAUGACCAAAUAGUUUAUAAUAAUUCAGUCAAGAUUCAAAAUUAAGACUGAUUGAACUGAUCGAAGAUCAACCAAGACCACGACCGAAUUAUUACAAUAUGUCAAAAAAAAUUUUCGUCAGUGUUUAUAUUACUUAAUAUACCGUAUACAUUUUAGUAUAAUGUACUAGGUAUUUCGACUUUCGCGGCUACUAACAUUUUUAAAAAGCAUUAAUUAGUGUUCUACUGUUCUGAAUAAUUUUUAAUUUUAAACUCAGUAUACACUAUAACUGUUAACAAGUAAGCUUUUUAAAAUGAAUGAUGGUUUGUGUUGAUACACAGCUAGAUAAUUAGUACCUACUGCAGGUUGACACAACUAAUACAUUCAUAUUGCUUAAUGUAAAACAUAAUCGUAUACAAUUUUUGCGCAUUUUGACAUACUGUAAUGGGAGAUUAUUACCAACAUUUUCUUAAUAAUCAUAACAAUAUUGACCAUAUACUCGAACUGAGAUGUCCAGGUUACUAUUGUGGUCGACGAGAUUUGGGUAAUGGACGUACAAGUGAUUGUGGCUCAUGUCCAUCUGGUACAAAAGUAAAUUCAUUUCACAUUUGUCAACCAUGCACUGAUUCACCAUCGUCAUAUGAUUACAUGUAUCUCCUAUUUAUGGCAACUGUGCCUUUAUUAUUUCAUGCUGUAUACAUAGAUCUAUCUUUGUCAUCAAUUUUAUGGGCAUUCAAAGGAAAAAGUGGAAACUCUCAAAAAAAAACGAAAACGAAAAUUGUCUUAAAUAUAUCUGCAAUACUGGAAAUAUUUAUUGCAGCGGCCGUAGCAGUCUUAGUUGUUGACCCUAUUGGCCAACUAUGGAUUCGAUCGUGUCGUACACAAUGGCUAUCUGAUUGGUAUACAGUUUUGUAUAACCCAACACCAGAUUACGGUGAAUCAUUACGAUGCACUCAAGAAGCUGUAUAUCCAUUGUAUUCCAUGAUUUUUAUUUUUUAUUUCACUUGUAUAAUUGUUUUACUCACGAUACGUCCUUUGCUCUCUGCUUAUUUUGGUCUUAACAGAGGGGCCUACUUAAAAACUAUAUAUGCUGGAUUAUAUUUUUUUCCUAUAGCAGCUAUAAUUCAUGCAUUUCUAGGAGGUAUUGUUUAUGUCACCUUUCCUUAUAUUGUAAUUGUUGUGUCUGUAAUAUCAAGUGCGAUUCAUUUUGCUACAGAAAUAAAUCAGUCUGCAAAGUAUUUGAUUGUGAACACUGUAUGUGUGCCAAGAAACAUAUUGAUUGUAGCCGUACAUUGGGUCAGUCAUGGAUUUGGUAUUGUAGCUAUAACUCAGUUGGAAAAUCCACCAGUUGACUACGCUUUAUUGUUACUUGUUCCUUUACCAACUCUUUUCUAUAUAGCGACUACACGCAUAAGUGAGCCAUCAAAAAUACUUGUAUUGUACUGUAAUUAGUAAGUUAAUUGUUUCAAUUUAAAAAAAAAAGAAAAGAAAAUGAACAAAUGUAUAAUUAUUAACCAUAUUUUUAUACUGUAUAUAAAUUGUUAUAAAAUGUUAUAUAAUAAAAACAUUAGCUGUUUAGUGAGUCAUUAUUUAAUAUUUACUACUUAUCAAUAAUUAAAUGAAUUGAUAUAAUGUUGAUUUUCAAAAAACUAUAAAGUUUUAUUUUUUAAUACUCAUAAGUGUGCUGUGUGCGCCCAGAAAGUACAAAUUGUGUUCUGGCAUAUCCUGUGAUAUUUUAUCAGUUGAAAAUGCCUAUCUCAAUCAAAUUACCAAUAUAUUAAUUGCAAUACAUAUACCUUAAUUACUAAAAUCAAUAUAAGAUUAUAUUUUGAAAGCAAAUUUGAAAAAUUAAGAUAGUUCACUGGUUACACUUUACUUUUUGAAAGUUUAUAUACAGUUAAACGUAUAGAUAUGUAGUGACUAAUAUUAUACAUUAAAAAUUGUUAUGAGUUAAUUAUAAUUUUGUACUGAAACACCAAUCGUUUAAUGUUUUAUUUUUGAUUAUAUUUUAUUGAUAGCAUUAUUCAUUUAUUUUUCCUUUUUGAUUGUAUUUUAACUUUAAUGUUAACCAGCCAUGAGUCAUGACUACUAUUUCAAAAAUGAUUUGUGGUAGUGUGCAACUUGUAUUUUUCUAUUUUCUGUUCAUUACACCAGUCAAGAUAAUCAUGAAUAUAUUUUAUUGAAUUUAUUUUUAUAUUUGUAUUAUUAUUUAUUAUUUAGCAUAAUACAGUAAAAUAAAUUAUUGUUAUAAUUUAUAAAACAA
Molecule: messenger RNA, 2285 nt
Organism: Aphis gossypii (cotton aphid)
Lineage: Eukaryota; Metazoa; Arthropoda; Insecta; Hemiptera; Aphididae
Product: JNK1/MAPK8-associated membrane protein
Exons: 7
Coding region: 467-1474 (335 amino acids)
Biological process (GO): response to unfolded protein
Cellular component (GO): membrane
Molecular function (GO): ubiquitin protein ligase binding
Source: RefSeq, a predicted model, not a curated record